Molecule: messenger RNA, 3072 nt
Organism: Labrus mixtus (cuckoo wrasse)
Lineage: Eukaryota; Metazoa; Chordata; Actinopteri; Labriformes; Labridae
Gene: arhgap18
Product: Rho GTPase activating protein 18
Exons: 18
Coding region: 217-2337 (706 amino acids)
Biological process (GO): signal transduction; regulation of actin filament polymerization; regulation of small GTPase mediated signal transduction
Cellular component (GO): cytoplasm
Molecular function (GO): GTPase activator activity
Source: RefSeq, a predicted model, not a curated record
CAGAUAAACACUCACACAAGUUGUAGAGAAAGACGAGAAGAACAGAGAGUCGGAGGGAGAGAAAGGAGGAGGAGAGUUUGUCAGAAUGAGUCGGCAACACAAUGGCUGUUAUGGCGAUGGAAAGCAUAGAUAGGGUAAAUAGGUGAACAUCGUUGUGGUUGAAAGUCAGCUGUGUGUGGAGCACAAGAAGGAAGAAAUAAGAACCGGAGCAGAAACAUGAGUCGGCAGCAGCAGGAGUCACAGGGAGUGGUUUUAACGGGUUACCACAGCAACGCCGAACUACUGCCGAAAACUGGACCGUGUGCCUCGAGCUGUCCGUCAGCCCAGGACCACGAGCCCAACUCGCACAGCCGCAGAACAGGCCACUAUGCAGUUCAGCAGAGCCAGAACCAUGGAGACAGAUAUGGACCUUCCACUGCUGCCUCCUGUACAAAAACCACAGGUCCAGAGCCAUCGUCACAACCAAACCCAAAUGCAGCUGCCUGCCCCAGAUCUCAGCACUCCUCCAGUCCUAAACCAGGCUCCAGCCCCAGACACAGCCCCAUCUCCAGGUCAAGAGCAAAGCCUCCAUGCCAGCGCUGCAACUCUCAGGACUCUCUGGAUGAGCUGGAGAUGGAUGACUACUGGAAGGAGGUGGAGAAUAUCACUCGCACGGGUGGAGGAGCAGGGAGGGGAGAAGGUGGAGGAGAAGGAGAAAUGCCAGAGGAGGAGCAGCAGAAAAUUUCUGAAGAAGGCGAACAGGAGGAAGCAUGGCUAACAGAGGCGGGGCUGGCACGGCUGUUUGAUGAUUCACUGGCAGCUGACCAGGAUCAGGAAGAAGACAGUGCUGUGUUCCUGUCCACACUGACAAGAACUCAGGCGGCCGCUGUCGAGCGACGUGUUGCAUCUCUACAGCAGACGCUACGACGGCGCAAUCGGCAGCACGUCCCUGACGUCAGAGACAUUUUCCGACCUCCUGAAAAGGAUGAUGAUCUCAGUAAACUCAAAGGGGGAAGUGAGAACGGACAAAAAGAUGUCACUUCAUCUGAAACAGAGACCGAGCUCAACGUUGAAGUGGCUUUUUCAGAGCAGGCGCUCACUUACAGGGACAACCACCAAAGGUUAAAGGUCAACACAGGCCCCAGCUCACCUGACGACAAACUACCGAACUUUAAGCUGCUCCGGGAUAAAACAGGUCAGACCAGAAUAGGAGAUCUGUCUCCUCUGGAUAUGAAAAAGGUGCAUAGAGUGGUGCUGGUGGAGAUGACGGCACUAUUUGACACAGCAGGGAUCGACCUUAAGGCUCACAAAGCUGUCAAACUCAAGACUAAAGAAAGUGGUCUAUUUGGAGUUCCCCUUGCCACUUUAUUGGAUCAGGACCAGAGGCGGGUUUCUGGGACCAAAGUGCCAUUCAUACUGCAGAGGCUGAUGAGUCAUAUUGAGGAGGAGGGAUUAAACACAGAGGGGCUGCUACGGAUCCCUGGAGCUGCAACUCGAGUCAAGUCGCUGUGUCAGGAGCUUGAGUCCUCGUUCUAUGAUGGGACGUUCCCAUGGCAACAGUUGAAGCAGCAUGAUGCGGCUAGUCUUUUGAAGAUGUUCAUCAGGGAGUUACCCCAUCCUUUACUCACUGUGGAGUACCUCAACGUGUUUCUUGCUGUCAACAAGCUCCCUACAAAGAAGCAGCAGCUGCAGGCUUUGAACCUGCUGGUCCUUUUGUUACCUGAGGCCAAUCGGGACACUUUAAAAGCUCUGGUGGAGUUUUUCCAGCAUGUGAUUGACCACCAGGCCAAGAAUAAAAUGACUCUCAACAAUGUCUCUGUUGUCAUGGCACCCAACAUCUUCAUGUUCAAAGGUUUCCGCUCCAAAGUUACAGAACAGCAGGAGUUCUCCAUGGCAACCAGCACAGCCAACAUCGUCCGGCUCCUUAUUAGAUACCAGAAUCUUCUCUGGACUAUCCCGAAGUUCAUUGUGACCCAGCUCAGACAUCAAAACAUGGAAAGUCAGCGGAAACAAAAUAAAGAGAGAGCUGUAAGAAAACUCUUGAAGAAGAUGACCACCGAAAAAACAUCUGAAAAAGCUAUCCCAGAGGAGGGCUCACAGGGAUUUAUCCGAGUCCAAGCCCCACAGUUCAAUAAAGUGUCCAUGGCAGUUCAGCUGACCGAAGAGUUACUGGCUGUUGAUGUGCUAACACGCUUCCUCAGCCAGGACUGUUCAGUGGCAGUGAAAAAAGAAGAGCUGUGUCUCUAUGAGAUUGGUGGAAACAUCAAGGAGAGAUGUCUAGAUGGGGAAACGUUUAUGAAGGACCUCUUCCAGCUGAACCCGACUGCAGAAUGGGUCAUCAAAGUUGCACAGAAAUAGUCAUUUGCACUUGCCGGAUGCUGGGCUGCCCAACCCUGUGUCCUACUGAGAAGAGACAUAACCUGAAUCUGUGGUUUCUGCUGGUUCAGGACAUUCUUGGACUCUUCAUUUGUAGCAGAGAUUUCUGAAUACACACAAUUUGCUUGCCCUGACCACAGCCUUAAAAUACAAGUGGAAGUCCUCUGACUGAAAAUACUGCUUGCGUUUCCCCCCACAGCCAGACUGUCAAACAAGAACAAAAAUUGUGCUUUGACAGACGUUUCCAUUUAUUCUCCUCCUCGCCGUGUGAUGCAAAUUUGAGUUUCAGGCCUCAAUAACCACUAACCUGAAGUUUCAUUUGGGUAGAUGAAUGACGACUUAUUUUUAGAUGACCUAAGGUUAUCUCUCGAGUUCUGACAGACUGCUGUUGAACUACAAGUUUGUUGAAGCACUUGAGCCACAAUAUUGUGAUUUUAAACACUUAGUGAUACUGAAAGUGUUGCAGUUGUAAUCUUUGAUUUAUUGCCACUCAUGUUUUUGCAUCUGCAGUGAAAUGUUGAGAUAAUAUAGGGAGACCAAAUAUUAACAUUCUCUUCCAUCAACAAGAAUCAUUUGAGAAUUUUGGCUUUUCUUAUUUAUAUUUUUAUUUAAAGCCCUUUAAAACACAAAUGUGAUUUUAUUAUUAUAUGUCAGUGUAUUGAAGCACUUCACUGUAAUCAACAGGGAAUGAACGUUGGAAUAAAUUGAUGUUUCGGG